UUACAGUACGUAAUCUAAGCCACCAUUCCAUCCCCUCUAGGCGUAACCAGGACGUGUUAGCAAAUGUUGUUUGUGUCUGCGACAUGUUAAACGCAGAAAGCAACAAGUGCUGAAAAGUUUGCCAAUAUUUCUAUCGACAACUUUCAAGUAACUAAAAACAUCUACAUAUUUUCCCAUUAACACUAUCACAAGAACCAGCCAUGGACCAAAAGCUGUUGAUUGGACCAGGUAUUAUAGCUAUAGGCCUACUCCUGCACACUGUUGGUCAAGCUACGCCAUAUUGGGAUAGUUUCGUUUAUGAUGACUCGUCUGUCAACUUGGGCUUGUGGGAAGUCUGCAAUACGUUUGGGUGUAAUAAAAUACAAAUGAACAGCCCAAUCCUGACGCCCCUCUACCACGCCAGCAGAGCUUUCGCCAUCAUGGGAGUUCUGUCCGGAGCUGCAGCGGUUCUCACGAUAUUUCUCUACGUGUUUCAAGUCAAGCUCAUCUACGUCAAAAUAUCCGCAGCUUUGGGGGCUGCAUCUGGUGUGUUGAUCGCUAUAUGCGCCAUUGUGUGGUUUGUGUAUGCAGUUGAUAUGUAUCCAGUGAAUGUGUUCGGUUACUCGUUUAUCCUUAGCUGUGUGGGGUCGGUUUUGUCGAUCAAAGGCAGUAUCGCCAGCUACGUGAUGGUCAGGAGACACCAUCGCUUUGGUUAUGCGACCAUCGUCUCUCCUUAGUAGGGUCUUGUUAGGAGAUUAACAUUUCUAACUAGUUAGGUUUUAGCUGUUUCUUUCAUGUUAGGUUUUAGCUGUUUCUUUCAUGUUAGGUUUUAGCUGUUUCUUUCAUGUUAGGUUUUAGCUGUUUCUUUCAUGUUAGGUUUUAGCUGUUUCUUUCAUGUUAGGUUUUAGCUUUUUCUGUCAUGUUACGCUUGGCUGAUGUUGUAAUUUAUGGUAUGCCAUGAAGCAACUGUCGCUUGGCAUGUUUACAUGGGCGAAAGAUGUGUGUCCCUAUCUAUCAUGAGCCCAAUAAGUUCAAUCAUAUUUACCUUCAUUUAAAUUAGCUAAUAAAUCGUUUUCUGAAUAUAAAGUUUA
Molecule: messenger RNA, 1070 nt
Organism: Physella acuta
Lineage: Eukaryota; Metazoa; Mollusca; Gastropoda; Physidae
Source: RefSeq, a predicted model, not a curated record